AUGCCCUCCCCCCAGAACGAUGGGGAUGUGUACACCGUGGGAGAACUUGAUCUGAACCAAUGUGUCGUGACGAAUAGCGACGGCCAAAUCGCGGCCCAGAAAGAUGGCGGUGCUUUUUAUAGCGUUGAUGCCAAUGCUUGCUCUGUGGAUGACACGACUUUGAACUGCGGUAGAUGGGGCAGUCUUGUUAUCUCCGAUAUCGUGAAAGUUCAGGGCCAAUCGUUCGAAUGCUCUGGGUACACGGCAGAGACGAAGACUAAGACCCAGGGUGUGUCGGCGACUCCGACUCCGACGCCAUGA
Messenger RNA from Penicillium alfredii, 300 nucleotides. RefSeq lists its product as uncharacterized. Lineage: Eukaryota; Fungi; Ascomycota; Eurotiomycetes; Eurotiales; Aspergillaceae. The transcript has 3 exons. The record is from RefSeq and is a predicted model, not a curated record. Bases 1 to 300 code for a protein of 99 amino acids.